Molecule: messenger RNA, 460 nt
Organism: Aplosporella prunicola CBS 121167
Lineage: Eukaryota; Fungi; Ascomycota; Dothideomycetes; Botryosphaeriales; Aplosporellaceae
Exons: 1
Coding region: 159-392 (77 amino acids)
Source: RefSeq, a predicted model, not a curated record
AUCUGCCUCUGUCGUUUGUUCGCUAACCAAACAGAUCAUUUAAGGAAGAGACAGACAGGCUCAUCAGUGCCGCACGGCCGCACCUUAACGACAAGCCUGUCUCCUCCGCCUCCAACCUUCCUUGAGAGCCCACAGCCGCUCCAUCCUUGACGCACGCCAUGUCCGCGCCCGGCAGAACAGGGCCGCAGGCUUGCUGGCCCGCCCAUCCAGCUCCGGCCCACCACCCCGCCUCCUCAGCACCACCACCGCCAGCCAUUCCCAGCAGCGCCGCGCGCGCCUCCGUGCCCUCCUCGGCCGCCGUCCCACCCGCCACCACGUGUCCAGCAGCGCCGCGCGCUCCGUGCUGCUACAGCCGCAGCCGCAGCCCGGGCCGUUUCAUAAAUGCUCGAUGAAGCGCGGAGAGCGCAGCCGCUACCGCGACGACGACGCCUCCGACCGCGUCCCGGAGUUCGAGUUCGAG